AUGGCGAUAAUCACCAGCAACAGCAACAGCCGAGAGGAGAUGAAGGCGCGGCUCUUCUCGUCCUCCUGCGUUAUUUGCAAAACCUAUACUGUGGUCAAUCCUUUUUACUUUUACACUAUUCUCUACACAAAGCCUUUGUUCAUACGGGGAAAAAAAAAUUUCACAAGAAAGAAUACAAAGCCAUCGCAAGAAAAAAGCAGAUUUCCUAAAAACAGCGAUUCUGGUUCUUCAAAGACAUUCCCAAGGAAAGUUACUAAGGAAGGUGGACCUAAAAUCACAUCAAAGAACUUUGAGAAGAGUGCCACAAAACCUGGGAAAAAGGGUGUGAAGCAGUUCAAGACUAAGCAACAAGGGGACAAAGGAUCGAAGAACAAAUUUCAGGCGGCAAAUAAAUUCAGCAAGAAGAGAAAAUUCCAGUCAGACAAUAAAAGUGAUGAAUCAGCAGCCAAGAAACCCAAAUGGGAUGACUUCAAAAAGAAGAAGAAAGAACUGAAGCAGAGCAGGCAACUGAGUGAUAAAACCAACUAUGACAUUGUUGUUCGGGCAAAGCAGAUUUGGGAGAUCCUGAGAAGAAAAGACUGUGACAAAGACAAAAGAGUAAAGUUAAUGAGUGACUUGCAGAAGUUGAUUCAAGGGAAAAUUAAAACUAUUGCAUUUGCACAUGAUUCAACGCUUGUGAUCCAGUGUUACAUUCAGUAUGGCAAUGAAGAACAGAGAAGACAGGCAUUUGAAGAAUUGCAAGGUGAUUUGGUUGAAUUAAGUAAAUCCAAAUACUCCAGAAAUAUUGUUAAGAAAUUUCUUAUGUAUGGAAGUAAACCACAGGUUGCAGAGAUAAUCAGAAGUUUUAAAGGCCAUGUGCGCAAGAUGCUGCGGCAUGCAGAGGCGUCAGCUAUUGUAGAGUAUGCCUACAAUGACAAAGCCAUCUUGGAGCAGAGGAACAUGCUCACAGAGGAACUCUAUGGAAAUACGUUUCAGCUUUACAAGUCAGCAGAUCAUCCAACUCUGGACAAAGUGUUAGAGGUACAGCCAGAAAAAUUAGAGCUUAUUAUGGAUGAAAUGAAACAGAUUCUAACGCCAAUGGCUCAAAAGGAAGCUGUGAUUAAGCACUCGUUGGUGCAUAAAGUAUUCUUGGACUUUUUUACCUAUGCACCCCCAAAACUCAAAUCAGAAGUGAUUGAAGCUAUCCGGGAAGCGGUGACCUACCUGGCACACACACACGAUGGCGCCAGAGUGGCCAUGCACUGUCUGUGGCAUGGAACGCCCAAGGACAGGAAAGUGAUUGUGAAAACAAUGAAAUCUUAUGUUGAGAAGGUGGCUAAUGGCCAAUAUUCACAUUUGGUUUUACUGGCAGCAUUUGAUUGCAUUGACGAUACUAAGCUUGUGAAACAGAUAAUCAUAUCAGAGAUUAUCAGUUCCUUGCCUAGCAUUGUAAAUGACAAAUAUGGAAGAAAGGUCCUGUUAUAUUUACUAAGCCCCAGAGAUCCUGCCCAUCCAGUACGAGAAAUCAUCGAAGUUCUACAGAAAGGAGAUGGAAAUGCACACAGUAAGAAAGAUACAGAGAUCCGCCGACGUGAGCUCUUAGAGUCCAUUUCUCCAGCUUUGCUAAGCUACCUACAAGGACACGCCCAGGAGCUGGUGCUAGAUAAGUCUGCGUGUGUGUUAGUGUCCAGCAUUCUUGGAUCUGCCACGGGGGACGUCCAGCCCGCCAUGGCUGCCAUCGCCACCCUGGCAGCGGCACCCCUGCAUCCUGGCGGCAGCGACGGAGAGCUUCAUGUUGCGGAACAUCCUGCAGGACAUCUGGUUCUGAAGUGGUUGAUAGAGCAAGACAGAAAGAUGAGAGAAAGUGGAAGAGAAGGUUGCUUUGCAAAAGCACUGGUAGAGCAUGUUGGUGUUAAGAACCUGAAGUCGUGGGCCAGCGUCAAUCGAGGUGCCAUAAUCCUUUCCAGCCUUCUCCAGAGCUCUGACCAAGAAGUUGCAGGCAAAGUCCGAGCUAGAUUGAAAAGCCUGAUUCCCACAUUGGAAAAAAACAAAAAUGCCAGCAAAGGAGUGGAAAUUCUGCUUGAAAGAUUGACUGCAUAGAUGGAGAAAGUGAAGAACGAAGCGGGAUCAUUUUUCCUGUCUUCUGUUUUCCAAGUGCAGAGUGACAGGGCCCACCUUGUUGGUAAUUGGGUGCUGUGUAUAAGCUGCUUCUUUAUAUAAGAAUCUGUUUAUAAAAU
Oryctolagus cuniculus (rabbit) is the source of this 2216-nucleotide messenger RNA. The record is from RefSeq and is a predicted model, not a curated record. NCBI's taxonomy places the organism in Eukaryota, Metazoa, Chordata, Mammalia, Lagomorpha, Leporidae.